Molecule: messenger RNA, 1768 nt
Organism: Spodoptera exigua (beet armyworm)
Lineage: Eukaryota; Metazoa; Arthropoda; Insecta; Lepidoptera; Noctuidae
Source: the annotation of a GenBank genome assembly
CACAAUCGCCGACUCAUAUAACAGACUCACCAUUAUCUCAUUUCACGACUCUCAUAACAAAACAUAACAUUAAUACUUACAUAGAAUUUAUAAUAAACGAAUACCAAUUUAUCUGUACAGAUAUGAAGGACAGUAGCGGCGAGAUACCAGCGCUUCCUGACCAGCUGUGACCCUAUAACCUCGCACAUCGACAAAAUGCCUUAUCACCGCACUAUUACCAACUUAUUGACCGGGAAGGUUCGUUAUCAGUCGCCAACAAAACCCGCCAGCGUAAACAUGAACAUGAAAUAAGUGAUAUGAACUCAAUUAACGUGAAACACUUGUGGACGAAUGAUGUGCGUUAAAUCUUUAAGAUGGGUGAUCUGUUACCGAGUAUACCGAGGAGUACGUUCGCGAGUGAGGUAGAUGGAGGAAACUACAGCCUCGAAGGUCAGGGCGUGACGGAGUACGCGUCUGACGCGGAGCUGGCUGCUGUGGAGCUGUUCCGUGAUUACCCGGAGCCACUUCUUCGCUUCGCUUCCGUGUGCUGUGUGCUCUUCAUGUUAGUCGGCAUUCCUGGCAACCUCAUCACCAUUGUUGCGCUUGCAAGGUGCAAGAAGGUCCGCAACGCCACCGCAGUAUUCAUAAUGAACCUGUCAUGCUCCGACCUCCUAUUCUGCUGCUUCAAUCUGCCACUCGCUGCAUCCACCUUCUGGCGUCGCUCUUGGGCUCACGGCAGAAUCCUCUGCCGAAUGUUUCCACUUGCGAGAUAUGCACUUGUUGCUGUCUCCCUCUUCACAGUCUUGGCUAUCACAAUCAACAGAUAUGUGAUGAUCUCCCAUCCACGUCUGUAUCCCAAGUUGUACCGACGUCAAUAUUUAGCUGUUAUGGUGGCAAGUACCUGGGCUUUCUCAUUCGGUGCAUUAAUAGCAACGUGGUUAGAAAAAUGGGGUAGAUUUGGCCUGGACCCCACAAUUGGAUCCUGUUCAAUACUUCCCGACAAAAACAAUCGCUCUCCAAAAGAGUUUCUCUUUGUGGGUGCCUUCAUGCUGCCCUGUCUGGCCAUUGUGAUAUGUUACGCUAGGAUAUUUUGCAUUGUUAGAGAAGCAGCAAGAAAGUCACGAGCCCCGGCUCGAGGGCGAUCAAGGCCAGGGUUAGAAGACUCUGCAGUUGGUUCAGCUUCCACAGCAUUGGAACGAUCACCUGGCCCUGAAAAUGGAAUCAAUCACGUAGCUCCACCGAGAAGGGCCCUUCUAGCACCACCAGCACUUCACUGUCCUCCGACUCCUGGCCCUGAGCGUUCCUCCUCGUCUGGUGUUGAUACAUUAGAUGGCCACGAUGAGGAGUGCGCAUUGGAUGCUAAACCUAGAACACCGAGUGGUGGUGAAACUGCUAAACGUCUUAGACAAGCUGCAGUCGCAUUAAGACGAUCACCAGCUUCUGUAAGACCACCUCGACUCACGCCAAAAGACAGAAAGUUACUAAAGAUGAUAAUGGCAAUAAUGUUGUCGUUUUGGGUAUGCUACUUGCCCAUAACAUUAACGAAGAUAUUUCGAGAGUUCACGUCGCAUCCAGCGGCAAAUAUAGCGGGAUACAUACUGAUAUACCUGACGACGUGUAUCAACCCUAUAAUUUACGUGGUGAUGUCGUCCGAGUACCGGCAGGCGUACAAGAACCUGCUAAUGUGUCGUCGCUGGGCGUGACGUUCGCCCGGCGAUGGCGCCUCCGAGAAGCGCCCGCCGUGACUAGUCGUAAAUCGCUGGACAGCCUGAAUAACUGCAAAUAAUGG